CGGUUAUUGUAAACCACGUGAGGCAAUUUCGAGCCGCCAGCGUCCAAGAAUACUUUCCAGCGACUCUCCGACCGGCUAGACACACCAGUAAUCUAGCGCGCACGCCCGCGCAACACCCGGGGCCGCCAGAGGCGUCGAAAACCGGCCGGGAGCAGAUACAUACCUAGCAUCUUCAUCGCCGACAUGGGAGUAGCAGGAACACCUAGCCCGGGGGGCGGGGCCCCGCGUGCCUCGUCGCCGCCGGCUUCCUCCCGCUGCCCCCCGCUCCCGCUCGAGAUAUGGACACAGAUCAUGCGCGCGGUCGUGCAUUGCGAGGACCUGCCGGAGCUGUGGCCAUGCCUACGGCUGGCGUCGCACGUGCUCAAGGCGGCCGUCGAAACUGCCUUCGCCGACGAGCACCUCGCGCGCGUGUUCGGGUGUCUCUACGUCGGCGACCCGCGCGGGCCAGGCGAUCUGCCGCGGCCCACCGCCCUCCCCGGCGUGCGGCGCAUCGUGCCGCUGCCACUGGCCCUCGCCCGCCUCUCGCCCGACCGCCGUCGCGCCCGCUUCGUCAGCGCCAUGCACCGCGACGACCCCGCCCUCGCCUUCUCCCCCGCCUUCGCCGACUGCACCGACGACACCGCCGUCGCCGAGUGGCUGCGCUACGCCCGCGGUCCCCCGCCCUCCGGCUCCGCCUCCUUCUCCUUCCCUCCUCCCGCCUCGACUCGCCACUGCGAGGCCCACUUGCGCCUCAACAUCGGCCCCGACUGCGCCUGGUCCCACUGGAAGCACCACGUCAUCGGCCCCGACGGCUUCGUCGUCGAGUCGCGCCGCGUCGCCUUUGAAGACGAAGCUGGCGGUGCCGGCUGUGCAGACGGACAGCAAAAGGGAGGAGCUGAGGGCGGGCAGGAGGCGGAGAAGAGAACCCCACCACCUGUACCGGCACGCGCUAUCGGCCUCGUCGUCGACCGCACAAGGUGCGAGGUCGAGCUUGACUGGGUUACGCUAGUCAGCUGCGUGUUCGCGAGGCCACCACGGCAGGACCUUUGAGCGCGCUUAGUCGCAGCUGAGUGGUU
Durotheca rogersii is the source of this 1055-nucleotide messenger RNA. RefSeq lists its product as uncharacterized. The transcript is spliced from 2 exons. Bases 184 to 1029 code for a protein of 281 amino acids. The record is from RefSeq and is a predicted model, not a curated record. Lineage: Eukaryota; Fungi; Ascomycota; Sordariomycetes; Xylariales; Xylariaceae.